AUGAGAUACUCAGAUCUACCAUUUGAAAUCCUUGAGCACGUUUCUGAUUAUCUAUCGACAAAUGACAAACGCUCUUGUUCCCUGACAUGCAAGGGGUGGAGAUACCCAUUUCAAAAGGCUCUGUGGAGAUACAUACGAGUCAAAUCAUACAGUGGCGUUCAAAAACUUAUCCGCAGUAUUAAAAAGUCUCAAUAUGUUUCCACAACUUACGGUCUCUCGGUUUAUAGCCUACGAAUAUAUGGUUCUUACCUUGGAAUAAAGACAUCAGAUAUAGAAUUUUCUGAAUUAUUCAAGCACCUGCCAAACUUGAGGUGUCUGCAUCUAGAACUCAUAACCUAUAAACGCAUCUAUACGGACAUAACAAGCUCAGACAAAAUAUGGACGUCUCUUGAAACGCUGAAAAUACAAUGGGAAUACAGUAGUUUUGAACAAGAAAAGAUAAACUUCUUUGAAUGUAUAAAAGCGUGUAGAAUGCUCCAAGAAUUAGAAAUACGGAGGGGUUUAAGGAAUGAACUCUUAUAUUUUAGUAUGAACGACUUUGACAACAUGCCCAACAACCUGAAAAACCUAUCGUCUAUCUCGGUUUACAUAAAUCACAAUCAUGACUUUUUGCCUACACUGGACACAAUCCCAAACACGGCACCGGUUUUUUCGGUGGCAUCCCUAAAUAUAAAUUGGGACGAAAUCAGAAGCAGCAGAAAUGAAAGUUGGAAUAUAUGGAGCCCUUUGUGGCUGUACUAUUUGGGCUACAAAUAUCCAAACUUACGCUCCUUAAGGCUGAAUAUUAAGCCCCCACGGAUGAGGGUGUUAAACCGGGACAAUAGCGAAAGAACCAUAUCUCUUUUACGAUCCAAUCAAAACGCAUUUCGACACAUGGAAACAUUGGAUCUCAUACGCGACCAAGAUUUAGAACUUUCCAAAUGUAUUUUAUUGGAAUUGUUUAUUCCAUUAAGAGUCCCUCUUAGACAUUUGACAUUGGAUCCAGGACCAUUGGGAGACCUAAACUCUUCAUACUCAAUGGAUGUUAUUAAGGUUCUAGAAUCCUUUUCCAGAACACUCCAGAGUUUUUCUGCUCGAGGCUUUCAACUUAAUCUUCGGGACAAAGAUCCGUCUUUCAAGCUAUACUCUUACUAUCCUCUUUUGACGAACCUUUGCAUCAAUAACAUCGAUGUGUAUCUUGAUUUUGGUCAAUUGUUGGACAGAUGUGUGGCCCUCAAAGAAUUGCAAUUUUGUGCUGGAACAUUGGUCAUCAAUCCAAAUACGACAACCGAGACUUCAAAACAGCAGCAGCACGGAUUGCAGAUCUUGACAUUACGAAAAUGCUCCGGAUUUAUUUAUGAAAAAACCGGGUGCUUGCUGCUAAAUAUGCCGCAUACUUUCUUAAAAACUCUGACUAUCGGUCAUAUUCAAUACGUUCCACCAUACGAAAGAACAAAUGUAUACAAUCAGAGUCGUCUAACGCUUCUGUCUCAAUUAAACGACUUUCCGUCAUCAGAAGACAUAGGCGAAAGAAAAAGAAAUGAAACUGAUUCAGAGCACCAUGUAUUAACAAGCCACCGCAUUGCUUGGAUCUAUACAUAUUACACAUUUGGACCUUUUGAGAAUGGCAGAGUAAAAACUACAAGACUUUCAAAGAGUGGAGCCGAUAUCGCAUUUAAAUACUUUCAAAACUUUCCGCCCAAAUGUUUCUUCCAAACUUUAGAACAUAAAAGCCUCUAUGAUGAAGAAUUCGACGAUAUGACGAGGGCAUGCGAACUUCAUAAAGGAUAUGGCCAAUUCAAAUUUGGCAAGAUUGAAUCUGUUCAUGUUGUAAAUAAUACAUAUUUUAUACUCCUCUUUAAUUCCCCUAGAUCCUCUUCUAAUAUCUUGUCUUUCAUUAAGCAAGUGCUGAUUGCGCCUUGUAUCUAUUUACGAUCACCACCAAAAGCUCAAGUACAACCAGAGCUACCAUUCGAGAUUCUUGCGCAAAUCGCUGAUAGGCUGUCUACAGAUGACAAACGCUCUUGUGCACUGGCAUGCAAGGGAUUAAGACACACAUUUCAAAGGGCUCUCUGGAGAUAUAUACGAGUCCAUUCAUACCGUGGCGUCCAGAAACUUAUCGACAAUAUCAAAAGGCAUCAAACUGUUUCCACACCUUACAGUCUCUGGGUUUAUAGCCUACGGAUAUAUAGCUCUUACUCUAUAGCAGAAACAUCAGAUAUAGAGUUUUCGGAAUUAUUCAAGUACCUGCCAAACCUGAGGUGUCUGGAUCUAGGACCCAUAAGCUAUGAACGCAUCUAUACGGACAUAACAAGCUCGGACAAAAUAUGGACGUCUCUGGAAACCUUGAAGAUACAAUGGGAAGGAAAUAGUUACAUACAUCAAAGGAUAAACUUCUUUGAAUUUAUAAAUGGGUGUAGCAAGCUCCGGAAAUUAGAAAUACGCAAGGGCUCCAUGAAUCAACUUCUCGAGUUUAGUAUGAAGGACUUUGACAACAUGCACCGUCACUUGAAAACCCUGUCAUCUAUCACGGUUCACGUAAAUCCCACUUCUGACUUUUGGACUACAUUGGACACAAUCCCAAGCACGGCACCGGCUUUCUCGGUGACAUCUCUGAAUAUCAAUUGGAAACAACAAAGAGACAGAAAUGGAAGUUGGAAUAGCUGGAACCCUUUGUGGCUGUACUAUUUUGGCUACAAAUAUCCAAACUUGCGUUCCUUAAGGUUAAAUUCUAGGACCAUGUGGCCAAGCACAUUAAUAAUGGACAAGAGGGAAACAAUGAUAUCUCUUUUUCGAUCCAAUCCAAACGCAUUUCAACACCUGGAAACAUUCGAUUUCAAACACGACAUAUAUUUCAAGCUUUCCAGAUUCAUUUUAUGGGAGGUGUUUCGUGAAUUAAGAGUCCCUCUUCGGCAUUUGACAUUGGAUCCAACACAAUUGGGAGAACUAGACGCUUCAUACUCAAUGGAUGUUAACAAAGUUCUAGAAUCGUUUUCCAAAACACUCCAGAGUUUUUCUGUUCAAGGCUUUGAAUGUAUUUCUGGGGUCCCAAAUCCGAUUUUUGGACUAUACUCUUACCACCCGCUUUUGACGAACCUUUGUAUCAGCAGCAUCGAUGUAACUCUUGAUAUAGUCAAUUUAUUGGACAAAUGUGUGGCCCUCAAACAGCUGAAAUUUUGUGCUGGAACAUUGGUCAUCGAUCCAAAUACGACAACCGAGACUUCAAAACAGCAGCAACACGGAUUGCAGAUCUUGACAUUACGAAAAUGCUCCGUAGCCUUUGAAGUAUUCAAUUACGUCUCGUCCAGGUGUAGAUGUUUGAAACAAAUGACCUUGUAUACUUUGCACAUCAAGGGAUCUAUUUGUAAAAUAACCGGGUGCUUACUACUCGAUAUGCCGCAUACUUUCUUGAAAACUCUUAAUGUCGGUCAGCUUCGAUACGGUCCAUCAUAUGAAGAAACGAAUGUAUACGACCAUAGUCGUCUGACGCUUCUGUCUCAAUUAAACGACGUUUCAUUAACAGACGAAAAAACCAAAAGGGAUACAAAUGAGAUUGAUCCAGAGCACCCUGCAUUAACAAGUCAGCGUAUUGAUUGGCUCUAUACAUAUAACGCAUCUCCACAUUAUAAGUAUAAGAGAGUAAAAACUACAAAACUUUCAAAGAGUGGAGCCAAUAUCGCAUUCGAAUACUAUCAAAGAUUUCAGUCCGAAAAAGUACUACAAAAUUUAAAACAUCAAUGCUUGUGCAAUAGAGAAAUCGACUAUAUGGAGAGGGAAUACGAGCUUAACAAAGGAUAUGGUCAAUUGAAAUUUGGAAAGGUUGAAUCUUCCCGUGUUAUAUGA
Phycomyces blakesleeanus NRRL 1555(-) is the source of this 3822-nucleotide messenger RNA. RefSeq lists its product as hypothetical. Gene Ontology annotation, biological process: SCF-dependent proteasomal ubiquitin-dependent protein catabolic process. Bases 1 to 3822 code for a protein of 1273 amino acids. The record is from RefSeq and is a predicted model, not a curated record. The transcript is spliced from 6 exons. Gene Ontology annotation, molecular function: protein binding. Lineage: Eukaryota; Fungi; Mucoromycota; Mucoromycetes; Mucorales; Phycomycetaceae. Gene Ontology annotation, cellular component: SCF ubiquitin ligase complex.